This is a messenger RNA of Notodromas monacha, 1073 nucleotides long. The record is from the annotation of a GenBank genome assembly. Lineage: Eukaryota; Metazoa; Arthropoda; Ostracoda; Podocopida; Cyprididae.
AUGAUGAUUGCGAAAAGUUUCACCACUGCUCGUUUUUUGGGCAACACCAGUGUUGCUUCCAUCGGGUUCAGUCCUACCAACGGAUUUCUGAAAACCUGGAAUGAUAUGCCGAUCAUCGAGUGUCUCGCAAGUUGCAUCGCAUACACAGAUUGCAAUUCCGUCAAUUGGGCAAAGAACGACGCGAGCGCAUUAAUCGGCCGCUGUGAAAUCAUCAACGCAACAUCGUGGAAACCGAUUUCAUUUUUGGCGAGACCUGCUGAAUUCAGCGAAUUUUAUGUGGAUGUCAACAUGAAAUCCAUGACGAGGCUUGUCGCAAUUCCUGCUGUGACCUCUUCAACUGCAUUAGCAGUUUCUGACCCAAAAGCGAAAUGGCCGACAGAUUGCAUGUUUGUCAGCGGAUCGACAGCGGGAUUCAUUGUGGGAUUCAGGAACAAUCAAACGUCAUCGAGUUACAUCGAACAUUUCAAGUGCAGGGUUUUCAGACAUGGUUUUGCCAUGUCGGCUGAAACACCGACGGUGAUAGCUUAUUCCCAAUACGCCAAUUUCAAUCUGACGUGUCCCAGCGGUUGGGUGAUCACAGCCGCCCUCGAAGACGACUCGGGCUUCAUUCUGACCAACAACAUUCGUUGCAUGAAACCCGCAUUACCCUGGUUUGUGAAUGGCGCCCAGUGCCGCACCAAAGCCCUCAAGACCUUCAAGGCUGCUGCCACGCCAUCUCCCAUGAAGACCACCAACUUUGAUGGCGUGAACGCGGAACCCGACUGGGGUGCCCAAUGUGGGAACUCCACCACCAUUGAGGCCCUGGUUGCCUACAACUUCGUCCUCGCUCCAGAAUGGGUAUUGGACACCAUGCUCUGCUGUCUACUAGAGCGAGCUGCGUGAGAAGCUGACAAGAAAUUGGCGAACGUCAAAUUCACUCUUUAUCGGGUUUUUAUCGCGUCCUCUGUUUUAAUCCUGAAUCUGUAAAUCUGGAUUAUCAUAAUCAUCCAGACGCAUUACGAAUGAAGCAAGUGUCAACAUUUUGAUUCACUGAAAGCAAAUAAAUUGGCCCAUGUAUGCACAUACCAAGAAUA